AUGGAUGGAUUGCAUGGAAAGGUGCCAAUCUGGUUAAUUAAUGACAACGUCACAGCAGACGCGGUGAUCCUCAGUAGCCUGAAUGACAAAAUAUCGUCACUCUCUCCACCAGGGCUACGGAAGGUAGAUAGAAAGAUGUCUCAGGGAGAAGCGUGGGAAAGAUCAAAAAGAGGGUCCCCAGGAACGGAGAGAGGAGGGGCUCAGCAAGAAAAGCUCCAGUCGAACUCCAGGAAUGUCAAUGAUAUCGAAUUGGUCAUAACUAGAGGAAAGAUAUGGGGUGGGAAGGGGCCUUCAAUGGAGAUAGAGGAAGAGGAAGAGAGAUAG
Microsporum canis CBS 113480 is the source of this 324-nucleotide messenger RNA. RefSeq lists its product as uncharacterized. The record is from RefSeq and is a predicted model, not a curated record. The coding region runs from base 1 to 324 and encodes 107 amino acids. NCBI's taxonomy places the organism in Eukaryota, Fungi, Ascomycota, Eurotiomycetes, Onygenales, Arthrodermataceae. The transcript has 2 exons.